Messenger RNA from Polypterus senegalus (gray bichir), 1430 nucleotides. It is a transcript of the gene psmc4, whose product is annotated as proteasome 26S subunit, ATPase 4. Gene Ontology annotation, biological process: proteasome-mediated ubiquitin-dependent protein catabolic process. The transcript is spliced from 11 exons. Gene Ontology annotation, molecular function: ATP binding; proteasome-activating activity; ATP hydrolysis activity. The record is from RefSeq and is a predicted model, not a curated record. Gene Ontology annotation, cellular component: proteasome regulatory particle, base subcomplex. The coding region runs from base 78 to 1334 and encodes 418 amino acids. NCBI's taxonomy places the organism in Eukaryota, Metazoa, Chordata, Cladistia, Polypteriformes, Polypteridae.
GCUUCGCACCUGACGCUUAUUCUGACGUCAUAUACGACAAAGUAUGCGCAUGCUCUUUCCACAACGAAACAGUCAACAUGGAGGAAAUUGGAAUCAUUGUAGAGAAAAACCAGGACGAGGUACCGAUACUGGUGAGCUCUCGACCUCAGACGGGCCUCUCGUUUUUAGCCCCGGAGCCAGAGGACUUGGAGGAUCUCUACACGCGCUAUAAGAAACUCCAGCAAGAGUUGGAAUUCCUGGAGGUCCAAGAAGAAUACAUUAAAGAUGAGCAGAAGAACCUCAAGAAGGAGUUCCUGCACGCGCAGGAGGAAGUAAAGAGAAUUCAGAGCAUCCCGCUGGUCAUUGGGCAGUUCCUGGAGGCCGUCGAUCAGAAUACAGCCAUCGUUGGCUCCACCACAGGUUCGAAUUACUACGUACGCAUCCUGAGCACCAUCGAUCGGGAGCUUCUGAAGCCCAAUGCGUCUGUGGCCCUCCACAAACACAGCAAUGCCCUGGUGGACGUGUUGCCCCCUGAAGCGGACAGCAGCAUCAUGAUGUUGACCUCCGACCAGAAGCCAGAUGUGAUGUACUCUGACAUAGGAGGGAUGGACAUCCAGAAACAAGAAGUCCGAGAAGCUGUGGAGCUUCCAUUGACUCACUUUGAACUCUACAAGCAGAUUGGAAUUGAUCCCCCACGAGGAGUGUUGAUGUACGGACCCCCUGGUUGUGGCAAAACAAUGCUGGCUAAAGCAGUUGCACAUCACACGACGGCGGCCUUCAUCAGGGUGGUCGGCUCGGAAUUUGUCCAGAAAUACCUGGGUGAAGGGCCUCGCAUGGUCCGAGAUGUCUUCAGACUGGCCAAAGAGAAUGCACCGGCCAUCAUCUUCAUCGAUGAGAUUGACGCUAUUGCCACUAAACGAUUCGACGCGCAGACAGGAGCUGACCGAGAAGUCCAGCGAAUACUUUUAGAGCUUCUCAAUCAGAUGGACGGCUUUGACCAAAACGUUAACGUAAAGGUUAUCAUGGCCACCAACCGAGCUGACACUCUGGACCCUGCACUGCUCAGACCGGGGCGACUGGACAGGAAAAUUGAGUUCCCACUUCCUGACCGACGCCAAAAGCGUUUAGUCUUCUCUACUAUCACGAGCAAGAUGAACCUGUCUGAGGAGGUCGAUCUGGAAGACUAUGUUGCUCGACCAGACAAAAUAUCGGGGGCGGACAUCAACUCCAUCUGCCAGGAGGCCGGCAUGCUGGCGGUCCGAGAGAACAGGUACAUCGUGCUGGCCAAAGACUUUGAGAAGGCCUACAAGACGGUCAUCAAGAAGGACGAGCAGGAGCACGAGUUCUACAAGUAGGCAGAGGCCGGCCAUGUUGUCCUUUGUUGUGCGCUCGCUCGUGUUGCCGUCUCUCUGCUGUCGUGUCUCAAAUAAAGAGAUUUGCUUUUCCACUGA